Messenger RNA from Closterium sp. Yama58-4, 2700 nucleotides. Lineage: Eukaryota; Viridiplantae; Streptophyta; Zygnematophyceae; Desmidiales; Closteriaceae. The record is from the annotation of a GenBank genome assembly.
AUGGCCACCCCCAGUGUUCUCACCUUUGACGCUGAGGGUCGGGCUGUUGACUUUGAGGUCUGGCUCGAUGAUCUGCAGCUUUUCCUACAGUGCGAUAGGGCAGACGGUCUCUCCCUCUUUGACCUCACUUCUGGUGCCUCUCCUUCCCCUGCUGCUGAUGCUGACGCCACUGUUCGCUCACAGUGGGCCACGCGCGAUGCUGCUGCCCGCCUUGCUGUGCGCCGCCACUUGCCGACCGCUGAGCGUGCGCACUUUAGUCAGUACAAGAGUGCUAAGACCUUGUACGACGCUGUAGUUGCACGCUACUCUUCCCCUGCCACUGCUGCGCUCAGCCGCCUCAUACUGCCGUACCUCUUCCCUGACCUCGCCGCUUUUCCCACUGUCGCUGACCUCAUUACGCACCUUCGCACUAGUGACAUUCGCUACCGCGCUGCGCUUCCUGCUGAGUUCUGCGCCAAGAACCCCCCCCCCCCCCCCCCCCCAUUCCAAGGGCGCCCGGGCAAGGGCAAGGGAGGCAAGGGCGCUGGGGGAGCUUGCGGAGGCGGUGGAGGCGGCGGUGGAGGAGGCGGAGGGAGUGGAAGUGGCGGUGGGAGUGGUGGUGGGAGUGGUGGUGGGAGUGGGGGCGUUAGUGGAGGCAGCGGCGGCGGAGGAGGGGGCGGUGGUGGAGGUAGCGGCGGCGGAGGUGGAGCGGGUCGGGGCGGCUCUACGCAGAGGGUCGGCUCCGGUGGUGGUACGCGCCAGCAGCAGCAGCAGCAGCAGCGUACUCGUGAGACCCCUUCCCCCCAGCAGCUUCGUGAGUGGUACACUGCUCGUCAGCGGGGCGGGGGUGCUGGCCCCUGUACCUACGUUCUCCGUACCGGCGACCGAGCGGGUGAGAAGUGUGGGGGAGCGCACUCCACCCAGCGCUGCUUCGGCCGUCUGUCGGACGUGUGGCGUCACCAGUUCCCCGACGCUACUGAGAUCCCUCGCUGGGGCGAGCUGUCUAGGGUAGGUGUUGCGAUCUUUGAUCUUGAUUAUGAUGCUAUUCUUGCUGCCAUGUAUGCUGUGACUAUUAGUGAUGAGGGUGACUGUUACCGGUGUUUUCCGCCUGACCCGGGCAUUGAGGCUGCUGCGCUAGGUGCUUGUGAGACUGCUGCUCUAGGUGCCAGUGCGUCUGCCGCCCCAGGUGCCGGUGAGUCUGCGCUCUCAGGUACUGCGUCGUCUCCGGACACCCACACCUUCACCCUUGACUCGGGUGCUUCCCGCUCCUUCUUUCGAGACUGCACCACUCUCACGCCACUCAGUCGGCCCGUUGCAGUCUCCCUGGCAGACCCCUCUGGGGGUCCUGUUCUUGCCCACUACUCCACUGUCCUACCGUGUCCAGCGGUCCCGUCUGGCUCCCUGUCGGGUCUUUACCUCCCCUCGUUCUCUACGAACUUGGUGGCGGGUGCUGACCUCCAGGAUGGGGGGGUUGACCAGUUCACCCCUGCGCGUCAGCGGGUGACUCACUGCACGUGUGCAGACACGGGCCGACACUUGGCCACGUUUACCCGUCGGCCGGGGUCGAGCCUGUACACACUGACUACUGAGUCUCCUCCAGUCACUGAGUCUGCUCAGGUAGCAGCGUCGGGUCAGGUGUUUGCUGCGGCGUCCAGGUCUGGUCCUGAGUCUGCCCCCUGCUCGUGUCGUCUCCUGUCCCACCGGACUCUCCUCUGGCACCACCGCCUUGGUCACCCCUCCCUGCCUCGCCUUCGAGGCAUGGCUUCCCGUCUUCUUGUCUCUGGCCUCCCCCGGUCCCUCCCUCCCCUUCCUCCGGGGCCUGCCCCCACCUGCGUUCCCUGCGUCGAGGGGCGGCAGCGCGCUGCUCCUCACUCCUCCGAGUUUCCUCCGACAGAGGCUCCGCUGCAGACGCUUCACAUGGACGUGUGGGGCCCAGCCCGCGUCCGUGGGCAGGGUCACGAGCGUUACUUCCUGCUGGUGGUUGACGACUACUCGCGUUACACCACAGUCUUCCCCUUGCGCAGCAAGGGUGACGUCACUGAGGUGUUGAUCGCCUGGAUCCGCGCAGCUCGUCUCCAGCUCCGGGAGAGUUUCGGCUCGGACUUUCCUGUUCUGCGUCUGCACUCCGACAGAGGCGGAGAGUUCUCCUCUGACCUUCUGCGGGCCUUCUGUCGUGCACGAGGCAUCCGCCAGACCUUCACGCUUCCGGACUCUCCGCAGCAGAAUGGGAUUGCUGAGCGCCGCAUUGGCAUGAUCAUGGACGUCGCUCGUACGUCCAUGGUCCAUGCGGCUGCCCCCCAUUUUCUGUGGCCGUUUGCGGUUCGGUACGCGGCGCAUCAGAUCAACCUUCACCCCCGGGUCUCCAUGCCGGAGACCUCCCCUGCUUUGCUGUGGACGGGGAAGGCUGGCGAUGCGUCUGCGUUCCGUGUCUGGGGAUCUCGGGCGUUUGUCCGCGACUUGUCUGCGGACAAGCUGUCCUCUCGUGCUGUUCCCUGCGUCUUCCUUGGCUUCCCUCCUGACGCGCCAGGCUGGCAGUUCUACCACCCCACCUCGCGCCGUGUUCUGUCCUCCCAGGACGUCACCUUUGACGAGUCGGUUCCCUACUACCGUCUCUUCCCCUACCGCACUGCGUCCCUCCCUCCCCCGCCGCUCUUCCUUACGCCAGGUCCCCCUCCGGUAGACCCCCUCAGGGUCCUGCUCCCUCAGGUGUGUCCCAGGUAG